CAAAGAAUGACUCUCUCCCAUGGUUUUUUUUUUUCCCUCCGCGCCGGCCUAUGUCCUUCUGUGACAACACACCUGACAGAGAUACACGAAGCCUCACCCACCGUUAGGGCGCACUCACCGCCACCAACACUUACGGCCCCGCAGUCUGUCCGUUCCCAUCGCAGCUCACAGCAACAACGUAUGCCGUCCUCCCGAUUCCAGCGAUUCACCGAUCUCAAAGAAUACACUGCUGGUCUAAUUUUGGUGCAUGGCCCAUAGGAGUCGGGUGGCGUGCACACACGUCGGAAGCCCGUCGCAUUUCCGACGCGUCACUGUU
Molecule: messenger RNA, 316 nt
Organism: Cutaneotrichosporon oleaginosum
Lineage: Eukaryota; Fungi; Basidiomycota; Tremellomycetes; Trichosporonales; Trichosporonaceae
Source: RefSeq, a predicted model, not a curated record